This is a messenger RNA of Selaginella moellendorffii, 1411 nucleotides long. Its product is annotated as aminomethyltransferase, mitochondrial. The transcript has 3 exons. The coding region runs from base 48 to 1277 and encodes 409 amino acids. Gene Ontology annotation, cellular component: mitochondrion. Lineage: Eukaryota; Viridiplantae; Streptophyta; Lycopodiopsida; Selaginellales; Selaginellaceae. The record is from RefSeq and is a predicted model, not a curated record. Gene Ontology annotation, molecular function: protein binding; aminomethyltransferase activity. Gene Ontology annotation, biological process: glycine decarboxylation via glycine cleavage system.
GGUUUAGAAACUCGGGCUAGGGAUUUUUUGGAGGCAGGAGAAAGAGGAUGAGGAAGCUAGUAGCGGAGAAGUUGGGUCGACUGGUGAGCAAUGCGGGAGGACAGAUUCGUCGUGGGUUUGCAAGCGCAGCGCCUCUUGCCAGUGAGUCUCCUCCGCUAAAGAAGACGGUGCUGUAUGAUUUUCACGUGGAGAACGGGGCAAAGAUGGUGCCUUUUGCUGGAUGGAGCAUGCCGCUGCUGUACAAGGACACCAUCCUCAACUCGACGCUCAAUUGUCGCCAGAAUGGUAGCCUUUUCGACGUGUCUCAUAUGUGUGGCCUCACCCUCAAAGGCAAGGACGCGAUUCCUUUCCUCGAGACGCUGGUCGUGGGUGAUAUCGCGGGUCUGUCAGACGGCUCGUGUAGUCUCUCGGCGUUCACCAACGAGAAGGGAGGGACCAUCGACGACACCGUGAUAACCAAAGUGAAGGAUGGUCACGUCUACCUGGUGGUAAAUGCGGGUUGCCGAGACAAGGAUCUGGCUCACAUUGGCAAGCACCUGGAAGCGUACAAGUCCAAAGGCAAGGACGUGAGCUCCCACGUUCACGACGAGCGCUCUCUGCUCGCUUUGCAAGGCCCGCUGGCUGCGUCUACACUCCAGCAUCUGGUGAAGGAGGAUUUGAGCAAAGUCUACUUUGGAAACUUCAGGAUCCUCUCUGUCAAUGGUGCCGAAUGCUUCAUCACUAGAACCGGGUACACUGGAGAGGAUGGGUUUGAGAUCUCUGUUCCGUCGGAGCAUGCUCUGGAGCUGGCCAAGGCACUUCUGGAGAAGUCUGAGGGGAAGAUCCUUCUCACGGGUUUAGGAGCAAGGGACAGCUUGAGACUGGAAGCCGGCUUGUGCCUUUAUGGACAUGAUAUGGACGACAACACGUCGGUUGUGGAAGCUGGAGUCGCCUGGACGAUUGGAAAGAGAAGACGUGCCGAAGGUGGCUUUCUAGGGGCCGACGUGAUACUCAAGCAGCUCAAGGAAGGCGUUUCCAGGAAGAGAGUGGGAAUGAUAUCCGAAGGAGCUCCAGCUCGCGCUCACUGCCCGAUCUACAACGCAAGUGACGAGGUGAUUGGCGAGGUGACGAGCGGUGGCUUUAGUCCCUGCCUCAAGAAGAACAUUGCAAUGGGGUAUGUGUCGACUGGGAAUCACAAGGAAGGCACGCCUAUCUCGGUGGCUGUUCGAGACAAGAAGAACGCGGGAGUUAUCACCAAGAUGCCUUUCGUCCCCGCAAAGUACCACAAGAAGCCAUGAUCGAGAAACUGCCAAGCAAAACCUCGACACGCCCCUAUUCUUCUGCUACACGAGGGCAAUGUAUGGAGGUCCUAAAGAACAUGGACGUCCCUUGAGGUUCUAAAUCUUAAUUGGAAUUAUGACUUCUGGAUCAA